AUGAAUUUCAACAUUAAAGAGACAAGAGUAGGACUUGAAACAGAACCAGGAGAUUCACCGUCAUCGGAAACAACAACAACAGUAACAGAACCAAGAGAUUUGUCGCCAUCAGAAUCAAGAGCGGAACCAGGAGAUAUACCACCAUCAGAACCAGAAGCAAAUUAUGAUGUAGAAAAAGCAAAAUCAUUUUUUAACACCGUUCUUUUGCAAUUACCGGAAGAAUCAAGAAGUCACUUGAUUAAACGGGGCAUCAAUCUACCCAACCAACGAAAGCCGUCGUAUGAUUACGUCAGCUACUGCACGCACAUCAAGCAUUUAUAUCCAUCAGAUGAGAAAAAGGAAAAUGACAUUUAUGAGAGCGUCUUUAAAGAGUAUAAUCAAACUCGACAACAAUUAUUGAAAGAGGAAAUAUAUAAACUUUUCAUUAGUAAAUGUUCUUCACUUAAGUAUUUGGACAUAACUAAUAUUAAUUUUCAAUUAUACGGAUUUCCCGGAGCCGAAGCAAAUCUUUCCAAACUUAGUCAAUUGGCUUGCAAUAAUAAUAAUAACACUCAAGUUCUCGAGGGAUUUGCGAAAUUAUGUAAAUUGAUUGAAAAGUUGCAUAUUAAUCUCACGAGCCUGAAUCCUGGACUCGCUCGUUUAAUUGAGGAACAGCAAAAACUAAGGUCCAUCAUAAUUAAAGAUAAUUUCGUCGAAAACAAUACAGACAAGCAAAACCCGAUUGAACAGGCAAUAAUUAAAAAAGCAAAGAGUAUUAUUCACUUGGAUUUAUCGGUGGAAAAGGGGUCCAAUUUUUAUAACAACCUCUUUUCAAAAUUAACGGAAAUACAAAAAUUGGUUAUAUAUGAUAAUAGGUAUCGUAAUGUGACGGUUCACAAGCAAUUGAAUUUUACAUCAACUUAUCCUAAAUUACAAGUACUUCAAAUUGGUAUAUCCUUUUCCGUGGCUACAAAAAUCAUUCAGGUAACCGACGAUAGUCUUCAAAUGAUUUGGUUGGAUAAAGGGAACCAUGAAUCCGAAGAUCAAAUUAGACAACUGGUUCAGGCGAUCUCCCGGUAUUGUCCAAAGCUUAGGUACCUUAAGAUAUUUUUUAGAGAGGAAGUUCUUGAAGAUUUUAAACAAUUAUUAGACAAAUGUAGUUUGUUAGAAGGGUUAUACAUCUAUAGGGAGAGUAUAUAUGCGGAUGAUAAUAUCGGUAAAAAAUUAUUGGAUGUAUUACUCGAUUCUGCUCCACCUAAUUUAUGUAAAUUUCAACUUCAUUAUUGUUAUUUUAAGAUUGAUACCUUGGAUCAAUUCUUGAGUAAAUGGACGGACAAGAAAUCGUUGUACUUGUAUCCAAUUCUGGUCAAUUAUUAUGAGAAGAGAUUUCUAAGUAAAGAGGAAUAUGUUAAAAACAAAAUUAGAUUAAAUGAUUUGAUUAAAAAGUAUAAGGAAGAAGGUGUUGUUAAAAGGUUUGAAACAUCAAAAAAUUUUAUGUUCAUCAACCAUUUCGCGGAUUUAAAUUUUUGA
Molecule: messenger RNA, 1509 nt
Organism: Funneliformis mosseae
Lineage: Eukaryota; Fungi; Glomeromycota; Glomeromycetes; Glomerales; Glomeraceae
Source: the annotation of a GenBank genome assembly